CCGGGAGGGAGGAGAGUUGUUGGUUACUGGCCAAGUUUUCGCUGUUGGCCAUUUUGCUUUAGCUCGUUGACAACGUCGUCAUCGCGUUACGAUAGCAUUCGCGUUUAAAUCUCUCGAUCAGUGCUCGAGUCGUUCUAUUUAGAGCGCUCGUCACCUGUACGUUAUAGCCUAUGAUAAAUAGAUCAGUCUCAAGCUCCCGCACAUAUCUAUUUCUCUUCUCGUCGAACAACGUGAAAAGUCUGGUCUGCUAAUGCGUGGCGUUUCAGAGAGCUCUCCAACUCGCGCAAUGGCGGAGGAUUUGGAUGUCGAAGCGAUGCUGGAGGCCCCGUAUAGGAAGGGGAUGGUACGUAACAUGUACCCUCGCGCUCGUAGGAUGUUCGCCAGCAAGUUCCUAGAAUGCACUUGAAAGACGAGGAGCAGGACUCCUCCUCCAAAGACAAGUCCUCCAAGGAGAAUGGGUCUAGUCGCAAAUCAUCAGGGAAAAGCAAACAUCGUUCGCGUUCUCGUUCACGAUCUCGAGAUCGCGAUCGUCGGGAAAAGGACAAAGAUCGGCGGGAUCGUGACAGAGACAGGGACCGGGAUCGCGAUCGGGACAGAGAUCGCGAUCGCGAUCGUGAUCGUCGACGCAGAUCGCGAUCGCGAGACAGGCGAGACCGCGACAGGGAUCGAGACAACGAUAGAGACAGGGACAGGCGAGACAGAGACAGAGACAGGGAUAGGGAUAGGGAUAGGGAUAGGGAUAGGGAUAGGGAUAGAGAUAGAGAUAGGGAUAGGGAUAGAAGAAGAAAGAGAUCACUAACUCCGCUCACUCUUCCCAGAGCCCGACCGCCGUUCGGCAAAGGUCACAGCCCUCUUGGAAUAAAUGAUGAAUUGACGCCAGAGGAGCGAGAUGCCCGAACUGUAUUUUGUAUGCAACUAAGUCAGCGAAUCCGUGCACGUGAUUUGGAGGAAUUCUUUUCGAGUGUCGGCAAAGUGCAAGAUGUUAGACUAAUUACAUGCAAUAAAACUCGAAGAUUUAAGGGCAUUGCUUAUGUCGAAUUUAAGGAUCCAGAAAGUGUGACACUUGCUCUCGGUCUAUCAGGUCAGAAACUCCUUGGCGUACCUAUUGUAGUACAGCAUACACAAGCUGAGAAGAAUCGUAUGGGCAACUCGAUGCCAAACUUAAUGCCUAAAGGACAAACAGGACCCAUGCGAUUGUAUGUAGGAUCUCUGCAUUUUAAUAUUACAGAAGAUAUGCUUCGCGGAAUUUUUGAACCAUUCGGAAAAAUUGAUAACAUUCAAUUAAUUAUGGACCCUGAAACCGGGCGUAGCAAGGGUUAUGGUUUUCUCACAUUCAGAAAUGCAGAUGAUGCGAAAAAAGCUUUAGAACAACUGAAUGGAUUCGAACUCGCUGGUAGACCUAUGAAAGUUGGCAAUGUAACAGAACGAACUGAUUUGAUUCAGGGACCUUCUCUUCUCGAUACAGAUGAGUUAGAUCGUAGUGGUAUCGAUCUCGGUGCAACUGGAAGAUUACAGCUGAUGUUCAAAUUGGCGGAAGGUACAGGCCUGGAAAUUCCUCCUGCUGCAGCAAACGCUUUAAAUAUGGCUCCAGUCAUGACACAACCACAGCCGCCACCUCAAGCAGCACCUCCAAUUGCGACACAGUGCUUUAUGUUAUCGAAUAUGUUCGAUCCACAAAAUGAGACAAAUCCUAAUUGGGCAAAGGAAAUCCGCGACGAUGUAAUUGAAGAAUGCAACAAGCAUGGCGGCGUGUUGCACGUGUACGUGGAUCAAGCAUCACCACAGGGCAACGUUUAUGUGAAGUGUCCGUCGAUUGCAACCGCUGUGGCAGCGGUAAAUUCGCUACAUGGUCGAUGGUUUGCCGGUCGUGUCAUAACUGCCGCCUAUGUGCCGGUAGUGAAUUAUCACUCUUUGUUCCCGGACGCAAUGACCGCGUUGCAACUAUUAGUACCAAGCGCGCCGCGAAGAGGAAUGUGAUAAUCUUAAAAUGAGCAAGCGAACAACAAUCGUCGUCCACUGAUGUUUAAAUCUGCGUAGUAUUGCAUUCUAUUUUCUAUCCAUACACAUACAUUCACUAUCAUCUCUUUCGCAUAAGAAUACUUUUUUUUUUUUUUUUUUUUUUUUUUUAUUAUUAUUAUUAACGAAAUGAAAAAAGGAAGUAUCAGUCAAAAUUUCCACGAGACGCAACGAGUCAAGAUGAUCGCACUAAGAAUAGUAUCACAAUGGCAUAAAUUCACAGCAUAUCAUAAACGCAAUAAACUCAAAUCAUCUCAUUUCAUAGCAUCAUGCAUCAUUCGCAGGAGAUUUUGAUCGAAAUGUAAUCAAAAUUUGUGAUAGUUGGAAAAAUACAUUAGUUUUUGUUAACAUUUUGAAUCUGGCUAUUUCAAAUAUAAAUCAAUUUAGAGGAAAGAUGAGAUGGACUAUAAAAUAAUUUUUGCCCUAUUAUAUGUAUAUACAUAUAAAAUAGAAUAUAAAAUAGAAUAAUACAUAUGUAUGUACAUAUAAUAGGGAAUAAAUUAUUUUGCAGUUCAUCUACUCUCCUCUAAAUUGAUGUAUAUUUAAAAUAUAUAAUAUAUAUAAUUUUUUUCUUUUUCACAACAUGAUGUGAAAAUAUAUAUUAUCUAAGUAAAAUAGAUAUUAUCUUAAAUUAAUUUUUUUUUGGUUAUAUUAUAAUAAAUAAUAUAUUGCAACAUGAAAUAUUUUUAAUUAUAUACUUACAUCAAGAUUAUAAAAAUAAUUGAUAUUGUGGAAACGGAGUGAAUAUAUAUAUAAUUUCUAAAAUAUUUUUUCUAUUGCAUAAAAAUGCAUCAGCAUGCCCCAUUUAUAAAAUAAUAAUUAAAAAAUGAGGGCAUAAAAAAAAAUUUAUGGCGGAUUCAAAAUGUUAAUAGUUUUAAUAAAAUAUAGUUUGUUUUUGUAUGAAGACAGUCAUUAUUUCUUUCAAAAUUACAAAAUAAAUAUUUAUUGAUAUGACGCAAAGUUUUGUUCUAUAUCGACAUAUUAUGUUUUGCGUUCAAUGUAGCAUGUUUUUAAAUUCGUUUUUGUGUCAAUGCUUAAUCGAUCAUUUAUAUGGUCAUAUUGGAUGAGAAAAACUUAAUCCUCUCAUUCCUAAUCAAUUUCUAGUGUAAAUUACUUAGUAGUAAAUUUGUAUCUAAAGAAUGAAAAACACUAAAUAUUAAAAUAAUAAAAAAACAUGUCAGUUGUAUUGCCUAAUUAAUUUUAAUUCCUUGCUUUUUAGGGUAUAUCCUCCCUAGAUUACAUCUGUGACUGCAAUAUUAAAUAAAAAAAACUCAUUUAAUUAGAUUUAUUUUAUUUCAACUUCUUUGAAAUUAAAAAAAGUUUAUUAGUAUAUAGUGAUUAUUCAUUGUCAUAUAUACAUAUUUCUAUUGAGAAUGAAAGGAUUAAGAUAUGUUUAUAAUGGGUAUAACAAUGAUUUAUACUAACGAGAAUUAUGUUAAGUAUACAUUGGAUUUGUUAUAUUUAUAUUGAAAUUGAAGAACAAAAAUGUAUGGUGAUAAAAUGUUUACACAUAGAAAUCUUUAAUUCGGAUAAUUAUUGCAUUGAUACACGAUAAGAUUUUCUUUAUUUUCAUUAAUAAUAUAUGCGAUUUUGCAAUAGAUUACCAUUUUAAUAAAAAAUUAUUGUGAUCAGAAAUAAAAUACAUAAUAUAUAUCAUAUAAAAUCUUUCUAUGAGCAGUAAAAUGCAAUUGUAGAAUUUUUAGUUAUAUGUAGAGAUACUUAUGUACAAAGUUAUAACAAAAAUAAUAGACCAAGUGGAGUAUUCUCGUUUUUGGAGUCGCGACUCCAAAAAAUUGUUUGAAAAUUUUUUUAUUACUCUUAUAUUAAAAAAGAAUGAAAAGUUAAUAAAAUUAUUGUGUGUAUGGUAGACUCGAAAUAAUUGGUUAAAGAACAAAAUAAAUUGUAAGGAUUUAUUUUGCAUAAAACAUUCUUGUUUAUGUUUGUAUAUUUGCUUACAUGCUGCAAGAUUUUGCAUAAACAAUUGCGUCAAUGGAAAUCAGAACUAGACAUUUUUUUUAGUUGAAAUAAUUUAUUUUUUUAGAUUUUUCUUUGAUUAAAUAAUGAGAAGAUUCUCUUAUUGUUAGAUCUCAAAAUCUCGCAGUUUGUAAAGUAUAAUAUAAUAUUUCAUGUAGCAUUCAUGAAAAAGCAGCAUAACAUUUUUCAUUCUUUUCUAAAAAUAUCUCAGAUCUCAGAUCUAUUUAUAUGUCAAACAUUCUAUAAGUAGUUUCGGAUUCAGAUAGUCAUAAAGUAUGGAAAAUUUCUAAGCGUUACAUGUAGACUUUCCAAAGUGUCGAUUACAAAAUGCAAAAAAAUUAAUUUUUUGCUCUUAUAAAAUAAAAGAUUCACUGAAAAUAUUUUGCGUAUUGAUGUAAGAAGUUUGUAGUUUAACAAAGUUCAAGAUUCUUGUUGAUCGUUAUGAUCGAGAAAGAAACAAUUAAUUUGUAUAUAAGUUUUUGUAAAUUAUAAUUCUAAGUAGUGUUAUAGACACAUAAGUAAUGUUAAUUUACUGUACCUUCGUAUUAACAAAAUGAAUGUAUACUUUGAUGAUUAUAAAUGAAA
This is a messenger RNA of Cataglyphis hispanica, 4575 nucleotides long. RefSeq names its product RNA-binding protein 39 (gene Caper). Bases 397 to 1977 code for a protein of 526 amino acids. Gene Ontology annotation, molecular function: RNA binding. The record is from RefSeq and is a predicted model, not a curated record. Lineage: Eukaryota; Metazoa; Arthropoda; Insecta; Hymenoptera; Formicidae. The transcript has 9 exons. Gene Ontology annotation, cellular component: nucleus. Gene Ontology annotation, biological process: mRNA processing.